Messenger RNA from Pochonia chlamydosporia 170, 6501 nucleotides. RefSeq names its product ATP-dependent DNA helicase PIF1. Gene Ontology annotation, molecular function: DNA helicase activity. Bases 1 to 6501 code for a protein of 2166 amino acids. The record is from RefSeq and is a predicted model, not a curated record. The transcript is spliced from 4 exons. Gene Ontology annotation, biological process: DNA repair; telomere maintenance. Lineage: Eukaryota; Fungi; Ascomycota; Sordariomycetes; Hypocreales; Clavicipitaceae.
AUGGACCCCGUGUUUUUUCGACAAGCCGGUCCUUCUAACGUUCAGGACGAGUUCGGCAAGGCCAUGGCAAGCACCACCCUGGGUGAGACUGAGCCAACGUAUUCGAAGGGUACCUACAGGCAGUGGCGAGGCGGAGGGCGAAAUGGUGCAUCACGGUCCACGGUGCCGGCGGAGAUACGUCCCGAAAUUCGACGGUUUCGGUGCAUUCUUCCCAGGGAGGGGGAUCGCAACAGAGAGCCUGUAUCUGUGAUGCGACGGCCGGAAGGAGCUGUUGCUGAUGAGGCUGGGCAUUUCAGGCCGUUGGAUGAGUGCCGGGAGCGGGAUGAAGUACUGAACUCUCGGCAGAGCCGCACAAUAGGGCCAGGCGGUGAUGUUGCAGGUCGCGUUGUGGCGGAUUUUAGUGCUCCGGGUCGGCCCGUUGGGUCUGUGGAAAAGCCGAAUGUCGGACAGAACGGCGAUAGCCGUGUAACAGGACUGAGUCGUUCCGACGAGCGUCCAGUUAAAAGGCGCCGCUACUGUGGUCAGAGGAGUGAGCCGUCGAUGAACUACGCAGGGGACAUACAUCAGACUGCAUCGGCCGGCCGUGGGCGAGAUGAUACCACAAACGUCAGAAGUCGGAGGGAGGCAUCACCACAACUCGUCGUCUCGGAUGCGGCGACUGCGGCAAAGCUGGGACGUACCCUUCAAAGGUGUCGGAUUCUGGCACCGAAGCCCACAGAAACUGCAGUGCCAGCGCCCUUGAGAGAACCGGAGCGUACAGCGACUUGUGUGCUACGCAAACGGCAGGGAAGGGGUAGCUACCGCCGUACUAAAGGUCAACCGCUACAGAAACGGUUUCAGAUGGAGGGCCGACGGCAGAUACGAGAGGAUGGACCAGAAGAAGAAUUGAACCGUGUACUGGGCUGGCUCGAGCAACAUUUCGAAGUGAAAGGGCGGCUAUCAAACAGCCAGGAAUGGUGUGCGCCCAUCCCACACGAGCGGAAGGUUUUUACUGUACAGGAGUUUUACAAGGCCUUCCACGACAAGAGCACCUUGCCAAUAUGGACCUGCACAAUUUGUUAUCGAAAGUAUACGAAGGAUGAGUUGAAAGAAGUUGGGUGGCAGGAGUGGACCGCUAGAUCAGUUGCAAAGCUCGAUUGCUCGCCGCUGUCAUGCAGGGCAUGUUUCCCGCCAGGGUGCGUUAUCUCGGGGUGUGCAGAUUGCAUAAAUCACCUGCGGCGGAGUAGCUUGUCGCCUGCGGCUCAGCUGCACUGCCGUCUCGGAUGCGAGCAUAUGUUUCCUGACGAGCUUAAGGGUCUGACUCCGGUCGAGGAAAAGCUUAUCGCCUUGAGCUCUUGCUAUGGUUUCAUCACAAGUUACAGUGUCUCGAACGAGCGAGGACAGGGUGUGAGGUAUCCGAGGCAUGUAAAGGGACACAUUAAGGUAUUCCCGAACAAUGUGAAGGAGCUGGUCGUGAAAGUGCUGCCCCAUCCACUUUUGAGGGUUAUGGAUGAGAUCCACGUAUCGUGGCAAGAGAGGGCCCUAGUCUGGUUGAAGAAGAAUAAUCCUCACUAUGCAGACAUUGAGAUCGAUGUGGUUGAGAUGAACAGCUGGGGUACCUCACUUCAUGGAGUACCCGAGCGUGUUUAUGGGUGUAUGGAGCGAAACGAGCCGUCGGCGUGGGAAAAAACGCGGACGGCUCACGUUGUUCCACCGACAGAGCGUGGUAUGGAUGACGAGGAAUCCUUGGAGAUUGGAGAAGUCCUAGCGGCGCUCAAUCAGGGGGAAGAUGUGUCAGAUGGUCGAUGCCAAGAACCGAAAGGGAGUGAGAUGGAUGAUAGAGAUAGAGGAAAGGAAGCUGAGCGCCAACAUUUCGCGGACCCGAUCAAUGAGGUGACUUCGUCGGGCAUGUUUACUCUCGACGGUCCGCCGGAUGUGGCGGACGCGGAGAAGCUGCGAUUUGUCCGCGACGCGGUGGGAAAAGGUGCAUUUGGGGACCAAAUUGGGCCUGGAGCCUGGGUGGGAUCAGCGCAUGGACGGCAGAGAAAAGCCGUUGAGCCGUACGUCCAGAUUUGUCGGGGAAAUGAAUUUGCUGACUCUUUUGAUGCCUUCUUUUUCGCAAAGACAUUCCCCACGCUAUUUCCGUUUGGUAUUGGUGGUCCUCGCCUGAUUGAAGAGGCCGUCUCAGAAUUCGGCAGCGAUAGCCAUGAGGGUGAAGCCGGCGAGGUAGAGGCGGCAGCAGCAAAUAAUCUCUUGUCGUCUCGAAACAUGAGCCUCCACACCUGGGCUGGCAUCGUGCUGCGGCGGCAUGGCGGCCGCUUUGCGACGCACCAUAUUUUUGCAUUUCUGGUGUUCAAUAUGGGGGUGAGGUCCCGGAAUCGCCGCGUAAGCAUGCUGAGCGUAACAAGGAAGGGCUUCCGAAAAGUUGAACGCAUCGUACGGUCGCUGAGUGUGGAGAGGUUGGAGGCGGCUAGAGUCGAGCUUGAGAGCUCGGGUGUUGCAACCGACGCGGGAGUGAAAGAGCUCCUGAGAAGCCUUUCGCUGUACGGAUUUCGGCAGCCGAUGUCGAGAGAACUCCGGCUAAGCAUGCGGCGAAAGAUCAAGUCGUUGAUACUUCAACACGGCGUGCCGGCCAUUUGGUUCACGUUAAACCCGAACGACAUCACGAACCCAGUAAAGCUACGGCUGGCUGCGUACCGAAGCCGUGGUCCAGAGGAGGCUGAGGCAUUCUUGCGAGAUCUGGACGUAGCGUACAAGCGUGUACGGCUGGCAAUAUCGGAUCCCAUGAGCUCAGCCCUUUUUUUCCAUCGUGAGAUGACGUUAUUCUUCGACCACUAUGUGAAGGUGGGGGAAGAGUCGGUGUUUGGACGGAUUAGCCAGUACUAUGGUGCUGUUGAGACGAAUGAGCGCGGGGCUCUCCAUCUGCACGGGCUGCUUUGGUUGCAUGGGAAUAUGAAUAUGAGUUCGAUAUUUGCCGACGCCCAAAGUGAGAACCAGAGGACCUAUCGGGAGCGAAUUGUUCGGUAUGUCGAUAGCGUCUUCUCAGAGGAACUGGACCAAGAGGGAUUCUGUGCCAUCAAGGCAGAGCGUUCGGUGACGGCGGAUAUAUCCACGCUGCUGGGCAACAGUGGGCAAUUAUCGGGCAUGUUCGAUGAAGAAGCCAAUUUCUGCGCUGGGGCGACACAAAUCCACACCCAUAGCCCUACCUGUAUAAAGUACUCACUGGGCAAGAAGGGUAGGAGUCGAGACCUUUGCCGCUUCAAAGCCCCCUGGCGACUGGUUGAGAAGACCGCCUUCACAGAGGAUGGUGUGCUGCACAUCCGGCGGAACCACGGCAUGGUGAAUCGGUGGAACAAGGCCAUGGCGGUCGGGUUGCGGCACAACCACGAUAUUUCCUUCAUUGCGACGCAAUGCAAGACCAUGGCGCUUAUUUAUUAUGUGACGAACUAUGCAACGAAGGUGGAGGAUCCGGUCUGGAAGCGUAUCGCCGCCGCUGCAGAGGCUCUUCCCGUCUUACAAGUGGAAGAGCAGGGCAGCCGGGCGGAUACUGAGGCCGGUGCUGUAUCGGAGAAUGGUGGCCGAAACAAGACGCGACAAUUCCUGAUGAGAGUGGCAAACCGGAUCUUCACAGAUCGGCCACUGUCUCAGGUCGAAGUCAUCGCUUAUCUGCUGGGAUAUCCGAGCGAAUUCACAAGCAACAGCGCUUGGACAUUUCUGAACGUGUCGCUACUCUAUUGGCACGUCUUCAAGCGAUGGCGCCUUCUCCGACAGUCGAGCGGCGCGGAGGCUGAGGAUGAGUCCACCGAGGAGACAGUGCUCGUGGAAGAGGCGGGCCAGAGGAUAUCCGCUGUCGACGCUUAUCAGCACCGAGGCUAUGUCUUGCGGGGCCUGUGUCUAUAUGAUUAUAUGUCGCUCGUACGACUCAAGCGUAAAGGUAAGGGCAAGGACUCUACACCUUGGGGCGAGGUGCCGUUCGAGAGCGGGUGGCCGUUGGCCUGCGCGUGGACCCAGACUCUGAGACGGCCAGGCAAGCAUGCUACUGUUUGCCUAGACGGCUACCUCAGUAUGGAUUUUGCUCAGGACGACGACGGACCCUGCUACAGGAGGGCUGCUGUCCAGCAUCUGGCACUUUUUGUACCGUGGGAAUCUUUCUUGUCGGCAGAAGAUGGUGAUAUCAAUAAUAUUUGGAACCGGGAGAGGGGGUUACUGCCUGGAAGACUCUCGUUCGUUGCUAACAACAUUCAAUUGCUCCGGCGCUCUGCUGAAGAUGCCAAGCGUGACGCCAGGCAAUGGGCUGCUUCGUCCGCGGACAGCGAUCGCACGGACGAAGCGGUCAGUAUCGGACUAAACGAAUGCAACGCGGAGGCCACGGAUGUAUACCGGUCUGAUAGUGUCGGCGAUGCCACGCGUCUGAUCGACGUCGUCAGAAUGGCUGCGGGAGUGAGCCAGAUCACUGCCGGUUCGAAGGAGAUCAUGGCAUGGAUGCAGCAACUCUGUCGCUUCCAACAGUCAUCGCUGUGCUCAAGCGACGAGCUUCGGGCCAGAGUGAUAGAUGAACGCGGGGUAAGAAGAAUAGAAUUGUCCGGGCGGCCGUUUUCGAGAGCGGAGAUCCCAGCCCAGAAAGAAUUGAGGGCCAUUAAGUCACAGCAGACAGCUGCUUCCAGGGAGAGGGAGAGGAUGAUACAGGGAAUACAGCAUGUGGCCGAUAACCGAGAUAGGGCCACUACUAAUCGUAGCGCAGCCAUUGAGGACGUGCUGAACGGAUUUGGGGAGCAAGAUAUCCGCGUGACAGCUGCCCACCCCAAGGGCAGGAGUCUUGAUAGCAGCCCCCAGGCGAAGGUCCGGUUGGGGCCGUCAACAUCCUUCCUCCAGGCAGGAAGGAGGCUGGUAGAGCUGUUCACCUUGAAUAGAAGGCAAUCAGUCGCCUUUCUUCUGAUAUGCCGACGGCUUGAUUCGAUACGAGGUCACGGGGCUGCCGCUGGUCAGCUCUGCGAGUUCAUCGGCGGGGAGGGCGGUACCGGGAAAUCACGAGUCAUCGAGGCACUGGUCGAGCUAUUUGCGAGUGCGGGCAUCUCGAAUCGUGUGCUCGUAACGGCGACGUCAGGGACAGCAGCAGCGCAGAUCAACGGCAUCACAAUCCACUCAGCCUGUGGCUUUUUAAAGGACCGCGUAUCGCGCGUUGGCGUAUCCAGAGAUAUCGACGGGGCCAAUUUAUCGAAUUCGGCAGAGCGAUUUAUCAACGGCCAGUCCCGAAUGGACUGGCAAGAGAAGUAUCUACUCAUCAUUGACGAGGUCAGCAUGCUAGGAGCGCGGACGCUGUAUGCGGUGAAUGAGCGGCUCUGCAGGCUCCGCGGCUGCCAGCGGGAUUUUGGCGGGAUUCCCAUCGUUCUGUUCUGCGGGGAUUUCCGCCAGUUCCGGCCUGUGCAGGAGAGAUCGAUCCUCCUUCCAAGCACGGCCGUGACAUGGGAUGAGGACACUUCGUUCGGCCCAGAACAAAGACACCAGCAUGAUAGGGCCCACGCGUUGUGGAGGAGGUUCACGACGGUCGUUAUGCUGGACGAACAAGUGCGCGCUGCUGGGGACCCAGAGCUGCAACAAUUGCUGAAACGGAUCCGACGGGGUGUGCAGAACCGCACAGAUUUAGACCUCCUUAACUCUAGGUGCUACCGGGAGGAUAGGCCGAUUCCGUGGGAAACGGGCAUUACCGUCGUGACACCGCUGAACAGGAAUCGGUGGAACUUGAACAUGGAGGCCACUCUGUCGUUCCAGAGACAACAUCGUGAGACGAUGCGAAUUUUCAUAUCCGAACACAGGUGGAAAGACGGCCAGGCGAGCGAGGAAGAAGCCAUCUUGAUGCUCAACCACGGAGACAACAGCGCGAUACCGGUGCCGGCGAUCUUCAUGUUCGUGCCCGGGAUGCCCAUCGUCGUCAACCACAACACGCACCAGGGCCUGAAGCUGGUUAAUGGAGCCAGCUACACCGCCUUGGACGUCAUCCUCGACAAGGCGUACCCGGGCCACCGGAUCUCGGCCGAUACGAUGCUCCACUUCGGGCCGCCGGCGGGGAUUCUGCUAGCGGCGAAGACAACCCAAGAGUUCCACUUUGUCGGGAUGCCGCCGGGCACAAUCCUUCUGACGCCGAUGAGCGUCAGCAUACGAGCCCAGAGAAAUCGGCCAUGGCAAGUGAGAGACGUGGCCCGAAAGGGCUUGCCGUGUGCAGCGGCCUUUGCGUGCACAGACUACAAGGUACAGGCAAAAACGCUAGAGCGAGUGGCACUAGAGCUGCGCGGGACGAGGACGACGAAUGUGAACGGUCAGAUGGUUGCGUCACAGUGCGAUCCAUACAGCCUAUACGUGCAGCUAUCGCGUUGCCCGUCAUUAGAUGGUAUCAUGCUUGUGUCAAAGGUGCGGGAGAGAGACCUGGUUGGCAACACGGUGCCCGAGGACAUGACUGCCGCGGAGGAGAGGCUGGAAGCGCUGAGCAAGAAGACCAUGCAGGAGGCUCACGACCUGAUCGGAUGA